Messenger RNA from Epinephelus fuscoguttatus (brown-marbled grouper), 870 nucleotides. RefSeq lists its product as uncharacterized. The coding region runs from base 123 to 788 and encodes 221 amino acids. The record is from RefSeq and is a predicted model, not a curated record. NCBI's taxonomy places the organism in Eukaryota, Metazoa, Chordata, Actinopteri, Perciformes, Serranidae. The transcript has 7 exons.
AGUGCAGUCGUUGUUGUACUGUAUUCCAGCAGUGCAGGCCAGAGGAAACUGGUUCUUCUUGGCCCUACAGAGUUAGCACUUGGCGUGAACUUGGAUUUGUGGUCCUCUGUUUGUGGAUUGCCAUGGAGACAUCUGAUUUUGUCCAGAACAAAUUAACUGAGUGGGGCUUCAGUGAGUUCGUGCAGAAAUUUGAAGAUGAAGGUAUUGACAAGGAGACUUUCCUAAGUCUUGGAGAUUCAGCAGGGAUCAAUGCCUUGAUUCCUAAAGUUGGACCAAGAGUAAAAUUCAAAAAGAGACUCAAAGAAUACUUACAGUGGAAUUCCAUGGAGACGUGUGAUUUUGUCCGGGAUAAAUUAACUGAAUGGAAUCUCAGUGAGCUGAUUCAGAGAUUUGAAGAUGAAGGCAUUGACAAGGACACUUUCCUAUGUCUUGAGGAGUCAGGCACCUUGAAUGACUUGAUUCCUAAAACUGGACCAAAAGUAAAAUUCAGAAAGAGACUCAAAGAAUACUUAGAGACCCUGAAAAGAAAGCUUGCUUAUACUCCUGAAAUGAUGGACACUGAAACUGACACAAAUUCAGACCAAGAGGACAGCCCUGAACUGGACCCAACUAUUUUUCCAUGGCACUUUGAGUCUACUUCAACAUCUGACACAGAUCGUGACAAUGAAAUGGUAAGAAGUUUUACUGUAAAGCUCCAAUCGGACAGGAUUUAUUUGUGUCUGGGUGGUGAGGUGGGUUUAACAUUACAUGCACUGGACAGAGAUUUUAAUCCCGUCUGGAGCAAGUAAGUGGGUAUUUUACACCCAGGUAAUGAUUACAUUAAUACUAAGCUACUGUUUUCUGUAACUCGCUGGUCCUCCUUUAUUUUAA